AUGCAAUUCACAUCUGCUCUUGUUCUUGCUACUCUUGCAGCCUCUGCUGCCGCGUACCCCAAAUGUCCAGGUGGCAGUUGUGCUCUCACCCAGCAGCCCGCUGCCGAGCAGAAUGGUGCUCCUUUGCCUGAUGUCGUUGAAGAGGUUCCUACUGAGCAACCUAGCACCACCUGCGCUGGAGGUGUUUGCCCAUUGACUGCUAAAUCGGUUCAAGAGGAUCCUGCUCCAAUUGUUCAGGAGGCCGGUACCACCUGUGCUGGAGGUGUCUGCCCAUUGACUACCAAACAGCCUGAAAUUCCCGCCAAGAAGUCUUGCACUGGAACCGGCUGCAAUUCUACAAAGCAGCCCGAGGCACCCCAAGAGCCUGAAGAAGAACCCCAAGAGUACCAAGACCCCGCACCUCCCGCCAAGAAGUCUUGCACUGGAACCGGCUGCAACUCUACAAAGCAGCCCGAGGCACCCCAAGAGCCUGAAGAAGAACCCCAAGAGUACCAAGACCCCGCACCUCCCGCCAAGAAGUCUUGCACUGGAACUGGCUGCAAUUCCAAGAAGCCCGAAACUCCUGAAUCUGAGGACGAGACUGAGGAGGAUCCCGACCUUGAGGAGGAUGAAUAUGAGCCCCCUGCCAAGAAGUCUUGCACUGGAACUGGCUGCAAUUCCAAGAAGCCCGAAACCCCUCAGACUCCUGAAGAGCCUGAAGAAGAACUCCAGGAGUACCAAGAUCCCGCACCUCCCGCCAAGAAGUCUUGCACUGGAACCGGCUGCAAUUCCAAGAAGCCCGAAACUCCUGAAUCUGAGGAUGAGACUGAGGAGGAUCCCGACCUUGAGGAGGAUGAAUAUGAGCCCCCUGCCAAGAAGUCUUGCACUGGAACUGGCUGCACUUCUACAAAGCAGCCCCAGACUCCCCAGACUCCUCAGACUCCCCAGCAACCCCAGACUCCCCAGACUCCUGGAGAUGAUUCCCAGGUGUACCAAGAUCCCGCACCACCCGCCAAGAAGUCUUGCACUGGAACCAGCUGCACUUAUACAAAGCAGCCCGAGACACCCCAGACUCCUCAGACUCCCCAGCAACCUCAGACUCCCCAGCAACCCCAGACUCCCCAGACUCCUGGAGAUGAUUCCCAGGUGUACCAAGAUCCCGCACCACCCGCCAAGAGUACCGGUAAAUCGUGCACAUCUGCCAAUCCACCUUCCGCUGGUCAGACUACUGGUAAAUCAUGCACAUCUACCACUCCACCUUCCUCUGGUCAAACCACUGGUCAGACUACUGGUAAAUCGUGCACAUCUGCCAAUCCACCUUCCGCUGGUCAGACUACUGGUAAAUCGUGCACAUCUGCCAAUCCACCUUCCGCUGGUCAGACUACUGGUAAAUCGUGCACAUCUACCACUCCACCUUCCGCUGGUCAGACUACCGGUAAAUCGUGCACAUCUGCCAAUCCACCUUCCGCUGGUCAGACUACCGGUAAAUCGUGCACAUCUACCACUCCACCUUCCUCUGGCCAAACCACUGGAAAGACUACUGGUAAAUCGUGCACAUCUACCAAGAAGACUCCCGCCUCUCCAAAGAAGCCUUCCGCCCCUAUUCCCACCGCAACCUUCGAUCCCCCCCAUAAGCCUGGAUACUCUGAGGGUGACAUUAUCGAGUCUGGUGCCUCUUCUACCAUGCUCUCUGGUGCUGCUAUCCUUCUUGCUGUUGCCGCCUUUUUCUAA
This is a messenger RNA of Batrachochytrium dendrobatidis JAM81, 1710 nucleotides long. RefSeq lists its product as uncharacterized. The transcript has a single exon. The record is from RefSeq and is a predicted model, not a curated record. The coding region runs from base 1 to 1710 and encodes 569 amino acids. Lineage: Eukaryota; Fungi; Chytridiomycota; Chytridiomycetes; Rhizophydiales.